Messenger RNA from Alternaria rosae, 868 nucleotides. RefSeq lists its product as uncharacterized. The record is from RefSeq and is a predicted model, not a curated record. NCBI's taxonomy places the organism in Eukaryota, Fungi, Ascomycota, Dothideomycetes, Pleosporales, Pleosporaceae. The transcript has 2 exons. Bases 42 to 554 code for a protein of 170 amino acids.
CGUAAACAUUGGUGGAUAACUUCUGAAUUGGAGAAGCGCCAAUGAUGUGGGCCGAUGUUCGCAAGUACGGAAACCUGCUUCCUAUGCUCACGCAUUUUUUCUUUGCAUGUUCCAAGCCAACCAUGGGUGAUCCACCUCCAGCAUGUUUCACUCCCUAUCUUCAAUCGAGGGGCAUAGGUACAAUCGUUUUACGUGUCCAAUACCCUUUACCGCGCGUGCUACUCAAUGGGGGGGCCUCCAUCUCGCUUAGCGAUACGAGAAAACAUCAGACCAUAGUGGCCUUGUGCUACAGCACCUGUCUGCAUGCAAAGUGUUCUCGUCAGGCCCAAUCACAAUUUUCUUUACUUUUUCUCGACUGCUUUUACCGUCCUGCAAUCUUCUGGCCCCCCCUCAACAACAAAACGUCCUGGUUCGCAGACUUGCGAUUCGUCCGAUGCGGACUGAACAGCAUACACCAACUGCGAGGCAUCUGUCUGAUCGUCGCCAAAAAGCACCAGAAGAUCCACCGGCUAUCUCGUGAUCCUCGAAUGAGAUUACCGAGAUCUCGUCCUUGACUGUCAAGCUUACGCUCCUACCUGCAUCCACUUGACGGCGUAAGCACUCCCGUCUGACAGCAAUCUAUGGUACGGCAGUAAGGGAAAUGCGGCUAUCUUUGGCCCGCCUUAGCCUGGCGUGCUUGGUUGCAAGUGUGGCUUGCCUGACUGCCAAAUGCAUUCGUCGUCAAGCAUCGAACGUAGAGAUCGCCAAGGGACGGCUCGCGCGCGUUUGGGCAGUGUGUACUGCGGGGCGAAACUGGACGAGAGAGAGGGCGUUUCCCGUGUGCACUCCAAUUGAGGGCUUCGCUCGAACCACUGCGCUUAAAUGUUGG